Molecule: messenger RNA, 2109 nt
Organism: Achroia grisella
Lineage: Eukaryota; Metazoa; Arthropoda; Insecta; Lepidoptera; Pyralidae
Product: MYCBP-associated protein-like
Exons: 3
Coding region: 1-2109 (702 amino acids)
Source: RefSeq, a predicted model, not a curated record
AUGAUUUUGUUUACUCUCCCACAUACCCUACCUAUUAUUACUGCCAUAGUUAAUGAAUCAAUUUUAAAAGGCAUAGUUCCCAAUCAAUGGAAGAUAGCACUAAUUACACCCAUAUCCAAGGUUACCCAACCAAAUGAUUUAAAGGAUCUCAGACCUAUAAAUAUUUUACCGUUUUUGUCCAAGAUCUUAGAAAAAGCCGUAAAUGAGCAGUUACUUGAAUAUGUUGAAGCGAGCAACAUACUUCCAAGUUUACAGUCGGGUUUCCGGAGGGGACGUGGUACUAUAACAGCAUUAUUAGAUGUUACUGACAAUUUAUUAAUUGAGCAGGAUGGAGGAAGAGGCUCAUUACUGACCCUUCUGGAUUUCUCUCGUGCAUUUGAAAGUUUAAAUAUUCCUUUAAAUCCUAAUCAUGAACUAGUUGUUUGGGAGAAAUGGAUAAAGAUUCGUAAAGAAGAGACAGCGCGACUUGGUGAGAGGACUAAUAGACCGCCAAUUGAUUUAACAAUGAAUUUAUUGGAAAAAGUACGAGAAGACAAAGAGCGUAAAAUUGUAUUAGAACAUGCGCAGAUAGAGAAAAAGGCAACGGUAAGAGAUACGUUAUGGGAACAACCUGUUAGACUAAAGCAAAAAUGUUACUGCAAGCCAGCAUAUGAAGUGCAUAGAACUCCAGCUGAAAUGGGUUAUCCUACUGUUAUUGAACAUGUUGGAGUACCAGAAUAUAUUAAAAGAAAUGAAAAAGGUUUAACUGGUGUGCCAAAACGAAAACCAUGUAAUCAACUUAAUACUAAUUAUGAAAAGUUUAGACAAAAGCGGGAAAAUGAAUUGACUGGAAAAAUUCAGGAAAUAGAUCCAUUCAGACCAGACAUGAGAAAAUUAAUAAUAAAAGGCAGUAAGCCCAUACUGCCACCAAGGAAGAUGCCUCCCAUACCUACAAUUAGCGUAACUCCAUCUAUACCAAUGGAAUAUACAACAUGUGGCAUUUGUGCUAUUAGAAUCAAUAAUACUGUAAUAUUUAAAGAUAAUCGUGACCAAAAUUUAAAAAAUAUAAAGAAAAUGCAAAAAGAAAGCUGGCAUGAGUCUUGUACAUCAUGGACAUAUUAUUUCAAAGUUCCUCUAAAAAGAGCAGGAAGAAGUAAAUUACUGUUAGAGAAUCUUGGAACUGUUACUCUUAGAUAUUGUUGGAAGAAAAUUAAACAAUCAAUUCCAUUUGCACCAGAAGAUAAUAAUACUCAAGUUUUCUUUUUCAAUAAAAAUGAAGAUGUUUUAUCACCCGGACAGAGCAAAUAUCUAUACUUUACAUUUAUAUCAGAAAAAGCUGGCAUAUACAGUGAAUUUUGGGAACUUAGCUUUUGUAAUAUUUGUUUUUUUGAUACUUUAGCAGAUAAGUUGAUUAUAAACUUACAGGGAGACUCUGUUGAAAAUAUGGACAAUAUUAAAAGAAAAAUAGAAGUAUUAAAAAACAAAUUAAACAAAAAAGCCAUAAAUAAUAUAGUAAAAAGUUUAUUAGAAGGUAUUGUUCACAAAUCUACAAUAACAGACCCACAGAUAUAUCCUUAUAAAAAAAUGUUAUUGGAAGCAGAAAUAUUUCAUAUGAAAAAUCCGAUAUGCUUUUAUCACCAAACAGAGGUCACUAAAAUGAAAGAUGUAUAUACGGAAAUGGUGCCAGGUGAACUAUGGGAUUUAUCAAUUAGUAAUUGGAGGCAGGCAAUGAUGGAAAAAGAAUAUGAUGAAAGAAUGAAAUUUUACGAGUUGCUUAGAAAGUCUCAUGCAGAGUUACUGAAGCCUUGGUACGAAGGCGAGGAUCUUUUGACAUAUAAAUAUAGAGCUACGAAAAUGUUACUAGGAAAGAUGGCCGAUAGUUUUGAUGUCAGCUAUAUGCGUAUUAUAGAUGUCACUAAUCAUACAAGCGAAAUCACAAAGCAGCCAGAUCUUGCUAAAAGUGAUCACAGACUUGUUUCUUUAUCUACAGAGCCUCUGAUCCAAAAUACAAUUCGUAACUUAUUCUAUCUACGUGCAUAUGAACAUGUUGCGGUAACUAUUGAAUCAAUAGUCGGAAUCUUGAGUAGUUUAGAAUUGAACAAAUGGAUAGAUUUUGACUUUUGUCGUUAA